AGGUUGUGCUUUGUCGAUUUAGCGGGCUCCGAACGACAGGCAAAGACUCAAGCCCUAGGGAUGCAUAUCGGCGAAGCAGGAAAAAUUAAUAAUUCGUUGAUGACUCUGGGGAAAUGUAUUGAAGCUAUGCGAUAUAACCAAUAUCAUCGGAAUCACCCUCGCAUUGUGCCUUUCCGUGAAAGCCAAUUAACAAGAUGGUUGCAGAAUCAUUUUGCCGGUCGUGGUUUGAUUUCAAUGAUUGUUAACAUUAGUCCAUGCACUCAAGUAUAUGAUGAGACAUUACAUGUAUUAAAGUUCUCUGCAAUCGCUAAGCAGGUAUCUUAA
Trichoplax adhaerens is the source of this 324-nucleotide messenger RNA. RefSeq lists its product as uncharacterized. The record is from RefSeq and is a predicted model, not a curated record. Gene Ontology annotation, molecular function: ATP binding; microtubule motor activity; ATP hydrolysis activity. Gene Ontology annotation, cellular component: nucleus; kinesin complex; microtubule. NCBI's taxonomy places the organism in Eukaryota, Metazoa, Placozoa, Uniplacotomia, Trichoplacea, Trichoplacidae. Gene Ontology annotation, biological process: microtubule-based movement. The transcript has 2 exons. The annotation marks the transcript as partial.